AUGAUGGAGCCCACUAUCGAUACUGAGUUGCAGCAACUUCAGCUACAUGAAAAUGGAGGGAUACGAAUUAUUGACAUGUCAGGGACGCUUUUGGACCAAAGCUACAUUGUGCAGAUGUGGCUAUUAACCCAUUGUAUCUUUGUGUGGAUGGGUCCGGCAACGGACAAGCCUUGCUUAGGAUCGCUGUCAACUGCCAUAACAACGCGCUAUAGUCCCAUGCCGCUCAUAACGUCUAUCUUGGGGGCUCCGGAGAUGGAGGAACAACAGAUUGCACAAAAACUUACGAGACGCACUGGACGACAAUGUUUCGUUUCAUGUCAACUACCUGAUCAUAUUCCUGAGCUCGUUGCAUACGUUGAAAAUCAAAUCACAAAGCGAUUGAUAGACGAAGGCAUUAUAAUAAUCAAAUUCGAGAAGAUGCUAUCGACAGCGCCUAUGGACGAUGCCAUUCACACGCUGAGCAAGGAAUUGGCAAACGAUAAAAGUGUAUCUCACAUCGGCAAGACGGAGGCGGAAAAAGAGCUUUUAGCCCAAUAUGCAAACAUAGGCCGGCGCCGUGGUGUCUUAGGUUUCACUUUUGGUUCGUCGAUCAUGGCAGGAUUAUGGAUAUUGUCCAAAAAUCGAAAGAAAGUGGUGGGUGCGUUCGCAAUGAUUUCUGGAGGUUUCUUUGGAGCUUCGUAUGGCAUCAUCAGUAUCCGUCGCGAUCUGUUCUCAGACCUUCUGAUACUGCCAUCAGACAAGUCACCGUUUGCAGCUCGAGCGAGGACCAUUCUACAGACCAAAAUUCCCGAUAAUCCAUUCGUGCAGGAGCUUCACGACAGGUUCAAACGUUCAGCGGCAGCUGUUGAUUCGUGGGACGAAGGAUCAACUGUGGCUGAGGGCUCUGACUUUCAGUCAGCAAGUCUUUCUCGCCAUAAUAAUAUCGAAAACUCAACUAGCAUUCCCCCAAUAUCUGGUCUCGAUACUCUUCGCAACAAGAAAAAUAAAUACGAUGAAGACCUUGAGACAUUCAAAGAAGAUGAUCACAUGAAAAGCCGCUCACCAUUUUUUUUUGGAAUGAAAUCGGAUAAAGCUGAAGACUAUGAUCUCUCAAUGUCUCAUGAUCCAAAUAUGCCUUACUCACGGAACACACACCACCCAUACUCCGACAAGAAUUCGUCAACAUUGCGCCAUGAUGAAGACGACUACUUUUUUGGUUUGCCCAACGAAAAGGAUACUCCAGUGAAAUCGACGACGUGGGACGAAAUCCGACGUCGAGCUGCUAAACAAGACAAAUAA
This is a messenger RNA of Plasmopara halstedii, 1278 nucleotides long. RefSeq lists its product as uncharacterized. Gene Ontology annotation, biological process: proteasome assembly. The record is from RefSeq and is a predicted model, not a curated record. The coding region runs from base 1 to 1278 and encodes 425 amino acids. The transcript is spliced from 8 exons. NCBI's taxonomy places the organism in Eukaryota, Oomycota, Peronosporomycetes, Peronosporales, Peronosporaceae.